Molecule: messenger RNA, 2791 nt
Organism: Lates calcarifer (barramundi perch)
Lineage: Eukaryota; Metazoa; Chordata; Actinopteri; Centropomidae
Product: serine/threonine-protein kinase pim-2
Exons: 9
Coding region: 1017-2384 (455 amino acids)
Biological process (GO): regulation of mitotic cell cycle; negative regulation of apoptotic process; protein autophosphorylation
Cellular component (GO): cytoplasm
Molecular function (GO): protein serine/threonine kinase activity; ATP binding
Source: RefSeq, a predicted model, not a curated record
UGUUUCCUGUUUUUGGACAAACAAGGACAACAAAUUCCCCAUCAUUCUACCUCUAGAUAUUCAGUGAUUUCACUCACCAUCUCCACCUCCAGAGCAAAUCCAGUUUUACAUCUCUUACUGUCCACUAUGAACAGGACAAAUCAUUACAAGCAAAACUAGUUUCAGUGCUUGUAUGGGCACCUGACUAUCAUUUUAAGACAGACUUGUGACAAAUUGUGAACCUAUCCUCUAAUGUGUAGUUUACUCUCAUGCAAAUUAUUUAAAUGUUUUGUGCUUGAACAUCAAAAGCUCAAGUAGCUUACUUAUGCCUCUAUUAUAUUCUGAAAUACAAAAGCUGGUUAGCAAAGGAGGAUAUCACUGUAGUUUCGAUCAAACAUCAUUAUUUAUCCAUGAUUCUGACUAAAUGUCUAUGUGACGUUAAAAUGAUUCGAAUGGCUCAUCAAAACCAACUGUUUGCUGUAUUUCUUUUCCCACAAAACAAAGAGUUUUUCUUUUUGUGGACUACAUAUCAUCUUUGAUGGGAGAAGAAGCAGAAUGCAAUAUGAUAUAUGUGUAUAGCAGUUGGCUAACUAGUAUUGUCCUGGUCAGAACUGAUGCUGCUCCAAGACCACGGUUACUUGCUGUUGCAUUUUAGGUGUAUAUGAACAUAACUGGUGUAUAAACAACCUGAGGGCAUUUUAAUUUGUAGCAGGGUCAGACAGGAGACUGAGGGGAAUUGCACACUAUGCUUGUAUUGUUUGACUCAUCUGAGAUGUGACUUAAUACUUUUUAGUGGCUAAUCCAAACUUUUUCACAUAUUUAACACACACAAUCUAUUCUAAACACUAAUUUGCAUAUUCUGGAACACUGCACUGUGGCAUCACUGAGAUGAACUCUUGACUGAUGUCACCACAUUCCUUGUUCCUUGCAUUUAACCUUGAGAGCACACUGGGAGACUCAGUAUAACAAACAACUCUUGGAUAUACAUUCAGUUGAUAUUCUCAAGUUAUCGUGUUUGAAACUUCUCGAAGAUCGUUAUGGACAAAGAACCCGCAAAAAGGAUUAAGACUCACCGCUGUCUGGCUCGAAGGAGAGAUCAAGAGCGCAGUGGCAGCACCACACAACAAAGUACAGCAUCUGCAAUGGAUGGCAGGAUGAGGAGUACUAAAAGGGAGGCCAGUCCUGUAAAGAAUACCCAAAGCAAAAAGACAAAGGUCUCUAGGAUGACUGAACCCUGUAGCAACUCUGAGGAGGACAGCAGUGUGAGAGGAAAGAAGAGGAAAGACAGGGACAAUGGAGAUGCACCAUCAAAAAAGACAAAGAAACAGAAGGGAGGACUUCUUAACCAGUACAACAGAGAGUCAACUUCCUCCUCAGUGGAAACUGAUAGAGAGAGCAGCAGCAACCCUCUGGAAGGCUGCAGUACAGCCUUGGAGCAUGUGAACAAGAGAAGCAGUAAGAGGAAGGCCGCCGCUGAUGCAGACGGACAGACAAGGAAGACGAAGAGGAGCCUGGAUCUGAAAGAGUCCAAAAACAAUACUCAAGAGGAGACUAAGAAGGAGACCAAAGAGGAGUCAUUAUUCAGGGCCCGUAGAGCUCAAUUUGAGGCCAAAUACACAGAGCAGAAUCAGCUCGGUGAAGGAGGGUGUGGAUCUGUGUUUGCUGGAUAUCGUAAUGCAGAUAAUUUACCAGUUGCUAUCAAACACAUCCCAAACGACAAAGUGUUGUGCAAAGAAGUGGACCACAAUGGGAGGCAGCUCUCAGUGGAAGUGGCCGUCAUGUUGAAACUUGCCGCUAAAAACAAUGGAUCAGUGGGGACGUCAGCACCCGUGUCUCUUCUGGACUGGUACGACCUGGGCAAGGAGCUGAUCCUGGUGCAGGAGAGACCAGUUCCCUGCGAGGACCUCCUCCAGUACAUAGAAGAUAAUGGAGGCUCACUACAGGAGGAUGAGGCAAAGAUCAUACUGAAGCAGCUGGUUUAUGCAGCAACAGAAUUACAGGAAAUGAAAAUCUUUCACCGGGACAUCAAGGUGGAAAACAUCCUCAUUGAGACCGACUCAGAGGUCCCUCGUGUUCGCCUCAUUGACUUUGGCCUGAGCUGUUUCUUCAAGAAAAGAUCACUGUAUCGUGUUUUCUAUGGUACACCUGCUCACAUCCCUCCAGAGUUUUACAGUCGUAAGACGUACUGGGCUGGCCCAACAACGGUGUGGCAGGUGGGUGUGGUCCUCUUUGAGAUGCUCCACAGAAACACACAGUUUGAGACCCCAAGGUUCCUCAGAGAUGAGCUGAAAAUCAGCAAUACCCUGUCUGAAGAUUGCCAGGAUUUCUUGCAAAUGUGUUUGACAAAAGUCCCCGAGGAGCGUGCUACUCUGGAGCAGCUCCUGCUUCACCCAUGGCUCAGAUAAACUACUCCACCCCCCUCAACACGCAGACACACUUAAAACUCCAGCCAAACAUGCCAUAAAAAUGUCAAACAAUUACUAAUGCUGCUCUCUCUGUGACAGGAAGGGGGAUGUGAAGACACUCAUUUAUUGGACUAAUCUAAUUGGACUAUAUCAAACUUCUUACAUCAGUAACAGCCUUUUUGCAGAUCCUGUAGUGCCACCCAGCCGUCCGUGGAGAGGGGAUCUCUCUUUGAAUUGCCUUUCCCGAGGUUUCUUCCCAUUGCCCUGUAGCCUCAGGAAUUUGGGGAGUUUUUCCUCGUCUUCUUAGAGAGCUUGGGCUGGGUCAGGAGCUGCUGCUGAUAUAGGCCUUUAGAAUCCAAUAAAUUAAUCUUGCCUUUAGAUCUCUGAGAGGUUAUUCUUUUUCUUAU